This is a messenger RNA of Anarrhichthys ocellatus (wolf-eel), 3122 nucleotides long. RefSeq names its product ALG9 alpha-1,2-mannosyltransferase (gene alg9). NCBI's taxonomy places the organism in Eukaryota, Metazoa, Chordata, Actinopteri, Perciformes, Anarhichadidae. Gene Ontology annotation, biological process: protein N-linked glycosylation. The transcript has 15 exons. Gene Ontology annotation, cellular component: endoplasmic reticulum membrane. The record is from RefSeq and is a predicted model, not a curated record. Gene Ontology annotation, molecular function: alpha-1,2-mannosyltransferase activity. Bases 99 to 1979 code for a protein of 626 amino acids.
AAUAUAAAUAAAAUAUAUAGCAGAGUGCGGUUGACUGAGAGGUCCUAUCGCCACAGUCUCCGGUGAGGAGAGCUGUCAAUAACCGGACAGCGGCGAAAAUGAACGAAGCGCGACUCGGGAGCAGCGUCGGAAAAAACAUGGCGGCCAAAGCGCUUCGGCAGCGAACCAGGCGAGGGAGCAGACAAGAUGCAAACAACGUGAACGUCGCCGCCGAAGCUCGGCCACCGAAAGAGGAGAAAGGCGGCGAUGACAGUAAAAUAACAGAGACCCGGCAAGAGUCAGUAAGUCGUGGAGGGCAGGUGUGGGCUCCAGAAGGUUCCACUGCGUUUAAAUGCCUGCUCUCCGCACGUUUUUGUGCAGCUCUGCUCAGCAACAUCUCAGACUGCGAUGAGACCUUCAACUACUGGGAGCCUAUGCACUACCUGCUGUACGGCACAGGGAUGCAAACAUGGGAAUAUUCUCCAUUGUACGCCAUCAGGUCGUACACUUACUUGUGGUUACAUGCUCUUCCUGCUUGUUUGCAUGCCCACGUUCUACAGACAAACAAGGUGUUGGUGUUCUACUUUGUGCGAUGUGUCUUAGCAUUCUCCUGCUGUGUCUGUGAACUCUAUUUCUACAAGGCAGUUUGUAAGAAGUUUGGUUUGCAUGUGGGCCGUCUAAUGUUGGCCUUCCUUGUCCUGAGCACGGGAAUGUUCUGCUCGUCUGCAGCAUUCCUGCCUUCCUCGUUCUGUAUGUACACAACGCUGGUGGCCAUGACGGGGUGGUUUCAGGACUCCACACCGUUGGCCAUCGCGGGUGUGGCUGCUGGCGCCAUCGUCGGAUGGCCGUUCUCUGCUCUUGUCGGGAUUCCCAUCGCCUUCGACCUGCUGGUGUUAAAAAGGCAGUGGAGAAGUUUUAUCACCUGGUCAGCUGUUGCCCUGCUUCUGCUGCUGGUACCCCUCGUGGCAGUAGACUCUUUCUUUUAUGGCAAACUGGUCAUUGCGCCGCUCAAUAUUCUGCUAUAUAAUGUCUUCACACCACAUGGACCUGAUCUGUAUGGUACAGAGCCGUGGCAUUUCUACUUUGCAAAUGGGAUCCUGAACUUCAACCUGGUGUUUGCUUUGGCACUGUUGUCUCUGCCACUCACUGCUCUCAUGGAGACACUGUUACACAGGUUCAAUGUGCAGAACCUGGGCCGUCCAUACUGGCUGACUCUGUCUCCCAUGUAUCUGUGGAUGUUGGUUUUCUUCACCAGACCUCAUAAAGAAGAGCGGUUCCUCUUUCCCAUCUACCCUCUCAUCUGCCUCAGUGGGGCAGUGGCCCUCUCCUCUCUACAGAAAUGCUACCACUUCCUGUUCCAGCGGUACCGACUGGAGCACUACACGGUCUCCUCCAACUGGUUGGCUCUAAGCACAGUCCUGGUUUUCUCAGUGCUGUCACUGUCUCGCUCUGUCGCCCUCUUCAAAGGCUACCACGCCCCUCUGGACCUGUACCCAGAGUUCCAUCGCAUCGCCAAGGAUCCUACUCUUCACUCAGUCCCCGAAGGCAGACCUGUUAGUGUGUGUGUGGGCAAAGAGUGGUACCGCUUCCCGAGCAGCUUCCUGCUACCGCACAACUGGCAACUGCACUUCAUUCAGUCUGAGUUUAAAGGGCAGCUACCACAGCCAUAUGCCUCUGGUCGUCUGGCCACACAGACCAUCCCAGCUAAUAUGAAUGACCAGAACCAGGAGGAGCCAACCAGAUAUAUGGAUAUACGGCAGUGCCACUACGUAGUGGAUCUGGACUUGGAUGAAGAGACGCCACUUGAGCCUCGUUAUUCAGCCAGCAAAGAGGAGUGGACCAUCAUCGCCUUUAAGCCUUUCCUUCAAGCCUCAAGGUCAUCUCCUCUCUUCAGAGCGCUCUACAUCCCGUUUAUAUCAGACCAACACAACACCUACAGGCGCUACGUCAUCUUGAAACCACGGCGGCAAAAGCAGCCUCGUAAGCGGACCCAUGGCUGACCAUUGAACCUCAACUUGGCCCCAAGUACAAAAUCUUAACGGAUAUCAAUCACUUACCCUCAAAACAGCUGGUAUUUGUGUGUGUGUGCGCGUGAUGGUUGGACACGUAUGCAUGCAUGUUUUUCGAAGUAUUUGUCUCAUUUGAAGAUAUCAGACCCUUUAAGGACAUUAUUUCUGCCUUUGGGUUCAUGUAUGUGUGUGUGACUGAGGAGAAAUGUUAUGUAUGUGAGCUUGGCAGGUAUCGGCUGAAUCUGUAUGUCAAACAUUUUUAUCUCGGUGUGUUUGUGUUUGUCGGUGUGUAAAUGAAUGUUUGGUGGAUGCACACUACAAGAUUUGACAUGUAUUUAGACAGGCCGUGAGUGGUCUUUUUCAUACUUUAUUUGAAAAUGUGGCCUGAAUGGAAGUACUUUUCUGAAUGAUGAGUUUAAGAAAUCUUGUAGUGUUUGCUUGUCUGCAGUUGAACAGUAUCUUCUUGUGUGCUCUGUGUGAGUGGAGAUGAAUGACAGCGAGGGUGCGUUGUUAAUUUAACUUGGAAUGUUAAUAAAAAAAAACAUGAUUGACUGCUAAUACAAGCUUCCUGUUGUUUCAUUGGGACAGUAAAAUCACUUAACCACAAGCAGGCAGAUUCACUUCUAAUCUCAUUUUAUUUGAAGAUGUAACAAACAUACAAACCACUCUCACUUACAGGAGAGACGUCAAGGCAUUAUACAUUCUGAAUAAGUAAUAUUAAUGAUGCUAUAUGUUGUCAUUCUCUUUGAUGUCAUGCCAUUGCUGUGGUCACGCUGUAGGCACUCAAAUUCACUGUUUGAGCCACCUUUCCACUCGCCAGCAGACAGAACGUCAUUAAUAAAUGAGGGAACAGUGAAAUUUAAAUUCUAGACAUCUCACAAUUUAAGGUCAUGUCAAAACACACUUGCAGUACAUACGAAAUAUUCAACCCUUGCUCCCUCAAGCAGUAUUGAUUUAUUGUGUCUUUGUCUGUUUGAGGUUUUAUAUUAGGUAAACAUGGGUGUGAUUUCAGGCACAGCAGCCACAAAAGGGUCCAAGACCUCAAUAGUUAACCUACUAAGCAAGGGCAGCAUGACACGGCCAUGCAAACAGGCUGCUACACAAGGUCACUCAUCACCAUCAUCAUUCAGUUCA